This is a messenger RNA of Candidula unifasciata, 1203 nucleotides long. The record is from the annotation of a GenBank genome assembly. Lineage: Eukaryota; Metazoa; Mollusca; Gastropoda; Stylommatophora; Geomitridae.
AUGGCGCACUUCAUCAAAUGUAAUUUACUGCAGCAACUACGCAGAGCUGCUGAUCUUAGAUAUUUUGGAUCAAAGAGCGACAGUCUGAAGAGAACAUGCCUUUAUGAUUUCCACAUCUCUGAAGGAGCCAAGAUGGUUCCUUUUGCUGGUUGGGAGAUGCCUGUCCAGUAUAAGUCAGGAAUAUCUGAGGAACAUCUGCAUGUUAGAAAAUCUGUGGGAAUUUUUGAUGUUUCACACAUGCUGCAGACGCGAGUUGAUGGGGCUCAUCGGAAACGCUUCAUGGAGAGUAUGGUAGUUGGAGACAUUGAAGGUCUGAAGGAGAACCAGGGCACACUGACUGUGUUUACAAAUGAAAAUGGGGGAAUACUCGAUGACCUGAUAGUGAGCAAUGCCAGUAGUGGAUAUUUGUAUGUUGUUUCUAAUGCAGGAUGUGCUGACAAGGAUUUUGCUCACAUGAAGAAACUGAUUUUCCAAAAAUCAGGAGCUGACAUCAGACUGUCUGUCAUUGACACUGCUCUUGUGGCUGUGCAAGGACCCCAAAUGACAACAGUUUUACAGCCUGGAUUGGACUUUGACCUGAGGGAUCUUCCCUUCAUGACAACAACCGAGGCAACUGUGUUUGGUGUCAAGGGAUGUAGGGUUACCCGUUGUGGGUAUACAGGGGAGGAUGGAGUUGAGAUUUCUAUUCCUACAAGCAACGCUGUUAACAUAGUGUCCGCCUUGCUGUCAUCCACAAAAGCAUCAGUAAAAAUGAUUGGAUUAGGAGCUCGAGACAGUCUCAGAUUGGAGGCAGGUCUUUGCCUCUACGGGAGCGAUAUUGAUGAGAUCACCACACCUGUUGAAGCAGGAUUAACCUGGCUUGUCGGUAAGACACGUCGGACAAAAGCUGAUUUCCCUGGAGCGAAAGUUAUUUUGGAACAGAUAAAGUCCAAACCAAAAAAGAGAAGAGUUGGUUUCAUUUCUUCAGGAGCGCCAGUCAGAGGACAUUCUAAGAUCUACACAGACGAUGGGUCAAAGGUCAUAGGGGAGACAACAAGUGGUUGCCCCUCACCAUCGCUGAAAGUGAAUAUAUCAAUGGGAUAUGUUGAAACAGACUUCUCCAAAAAUGGAACAAAGGUGAAGAUUGAAGUUCGACAAAAACUACUGGAUGCUGAGGUUGCUAAAAUGCCGUUUGUCCCAUCAAAUUAUUACAUUCCUAAGUAA